UACCGGAAGAGCCAUUGUGUUGUCGCUUUUGUGAGCUAACACAGCCACUGAGUUGCGCUUCUUUCCAACAUAAUUCACGGCGGCAGCAAAGUGAAACAUGUCUGCAAGCAUGCCGCCGGGCAGCAUGCAUUUAGAGUCGCAGCUUUUGUCCAUAAUGGAUGUGCUGGUGAAAGCUGCGGUGUCGGAAAUCAGUCAGCUGUUCUCGGAGAACUCGUCGUCUCUCCGGCUGCAUCUCAGCCAGAGCCUGAGGGAGAACGAAGCGCUGAGGAUGAGGAUGAAGGUGACCCGGAGUGAGCUCUUCUCCCUCCGGCUGCAGACCAGGACCAACCGGCCGGUCAGCCGCUUCUCCCCGAUCCGAGGAUGCACCCCCAAACCCCGGGCUAAAUCCCACGUGGUUACUAAGCCAGCAAUGCCACAAAAGAUAGAAGCUGUUGUGGAAACUUCUACUAUCGAUCUUCAAUCAGAGAACGAGCCUUCCUUCCCUGCCCCUCAAGUCGAGUGUGCAGUGGAGACACCAGAUGUCAUCCUGAUCAAAGAUGAAGAAGACGUGGGAGGAUGUGUGCGAGUUGGAGGUCAGGAUGACUUUGGAAACCACAGUACGCAGGGUGGUGUUUCUACAGUGACUCCGAAAUUGGACUCCUGCCUGAUGGAUGAUAAUGAGGAUCUGAGAAUCGUGAGUGUUCACGGACGAGGGGAAGGGCCUCUGCAGAAGGAGAGCGACACCCUCUUCACUGCCUCUGAACUCCAGGCUUUUAGCUCACUGUCUCCCCACCACAAAGUCCACCAUGACAGUCUCCUGAAUUUCACCACAGGUGCCAGCGUCAGAGUCCCGAUGAGAGGGAUGCAGGAAAACAGAAACCUUCAACUGGCUUCAACAGCAUUGAAUCCUGCUUUAGAAACACAAAUAAUAGGAGCUGAUGUUCUUGUGGGCCAGCCCAGUCAUGUUAGCCAGUUCACCCAGCAACCAAACAUCUACCCUCACGGCAUCAACAAAUCUCUGGACUGUACGUUCUGUGGUGAGCGCUUCCUCCGCCGUGAAGACCUGAUUUUGCAUAGAGCAAGUCACACUGGAGAGCAGCCAGUUCUUUGUACCUUUUGCGGCAAAUCAUUCUUCUCCAAGACCACGCUGAGCAUCCACAUGCGCAUUCACACUGGGGAGAAGCCGUACGCUUGUAAUCAAUGUGGGAAGCGCUUCACGCAGAAUGGCAGCCUGAAGAUCCACCUGAGGACUCACUCUGGAGAGAAGCCAUACACGUGCAACCAGUGCACAGCCAGCUUCAACAACCCCAGCAACCUGCGCAGACACAUGAUCACACACAUCAGUAAUGGGCUGAUCUGACAAUGAAAGAUACAAAGGCUUAAACACUUAAGAAGACAUUUUAUAUUUUUAAAGAGGUUACUUUUACUGACUGUGCUGCAUUGUGUUUGUGUGCUUUUUUUUCUAUUUUUGUCACAGCCAAAAUAAGUUAUAGUGGGUCUAAUGCACUCCAUAAACUACAAGUACACUAAUGUGUUGUCAGCUUCCCAGUAAAAUAAUUAGAUUUUUUAAUAAUCUUUUUUUAUACCAUCUGAAAAUCAGACAAAUAUAUGACUCUUUCAUCAUUCAAGGAAUCUCUUCUCUGCUUUUGCACUUCCCAGAGGGUUAAAGACUGGUCAUUAAUACUUUAACUGUGGUUUCUGUUUGUGGAUUUGUAAUCUGCAUAUGCAAUUAUAAAUAAAUACAGAUUUGUUUAACA
This is a messenger RNA of Notothenia coriiceps (black rockcod), 1736 nucleotides long. RefSeq names its product zinc finger protein 350-like. Lineage: Eukaryota; Metazoa; Chordata; Actinopteri; Perciformes; Nototheniidae. Gene Ontology annotation, biological process: regulation of gene expression. Gene Ontology annotation, cellular component: nucleus. The coding region runs from base 98 to 1339 and encodes 413 amino acids. The transcript is spliced from 5 exons. The record is from RefSeq and is a predicted model, not a curated record.